AUGAGCUCCUCGGUAUCCGACGCCGACAUUGAGCGCUUUCUGGCGGACAAUCGAGACAGUUCCGUGGCGUUCAUCACGGUACUUACCGGAAAAUGAGGACAGAAAAAAUAAAAAUGAUGACAGAGUGGCGGAACGCAAGUUCCAUUGGAAAAGAACACUGUCCGGUUCAUCGACAAUUUCUCGGCGGGCACACGUGGAUCCGCCAGUGCCGAGUGCGUUUCUGUUCAAAAACGACUGAAAACUCAAACAUUUUCAGAUAUUUCCUGCGCGCCAGCUACUCGGUCAUUUUUAUGCACCGCGAAGAGUCCCUGAAGCCCUAUUCCAGACAUUUUCCGAAUUUAUUCAAUUCGCUGACACUGCAAGACGGAAAAGUGACGUGUCAGGCACCGAAAUUAGCGGAAAUUCUGAGCGAAAAGCUGAAAUUCGAAAAGAAAAUAUUGUACAUCUCGUUCAAAACGUUCGAUCAGUACAUGGCGAAACUGGAGCAGGUGGGCGGGAAGUGAAGGGUCUCGACACGAAGGAAAUGUUCAGAUUUGCAAACAUUUGAACCCUCUUGGCUCGAAGGCGCUCAUUUAUUUGGCGGCCGCCGUCUCGGAUUUCGUCGUCACUCAAUUGGUAAUCUUCUUUUUUUUUUAAUUGUUUUGACAGAGAACCGGUCGAAAGUGGUUAGUUUCGCGGUGCGCGCGGUAGAUCAGACGGGUCUCGAAGCGAUUGGAUAAAACAAAGCGAAUAAAUGCGAUGCGCCUUUAAAGUGAGUGCGCGUGAGUCGUUUGCCUUUGGGAAGGCAGUGGGCCGAGGAGAAAAAAAGAGGACGGUCCCGGGGAGAGAUUGACCAACGAAUGGGUUGGAGACAGCCGGCGGUGCGGUUUUCGUGACCGGGUCAGCGACCGUUCAAGAGUUUCACACCUGUCACAGAGAUCAGAGGGGUUUACGAGGGAGUGAGAUUGACACAUCCGCACGUCGACGGACCAUCGGAACACGUGUGUGUAGUCUGGUGUCGCGUUGCGCUCCUUCUCUCGACGGUCCGUCCAUUCGAGCGGGCAGAACCAUUCUCGUCUUCCGGUUUUUCUUCGCUGUCUUCCCACAGGCCAAUCUCGUAAACAACGCAACGCAACGGCGGAGUGUCGUGGAGAUCACACUCGUUCCGCCAAUUCUCGGCCAGCACCACCGUUUCCUCUAUCUCCUUGGUCAGUUUUGACGUUGCAGUUGUUAACAUACUCUUCUGCACGGCCUCUUGAGCUUACAAUAGGCACAAAGCGACAUUUUGGAGCGAAAUUUAAAGUUUAAAUGCAAAUUUUGUGUUUUUUUUUGCGACGCUAAAAACCAACAAUUUGAAGCGAUCGUUUGCUAUAAGGGAAAUUUUGUUUUUAAUAAAAAAUGCUCUAGUAAAAACGUUCCAGCCAACGCACAAAAUAGCGUCAAACGUGCAACUGAACCUGGGACUGAGUGUGGCUCCGAAAGUGAUCGAAAGGGUCGUCAACCACUAUGUUCCCAACGCCUACAUCGUUUCCUUCAAGGUAAUUCCCUCACUUUCAUCUAUUUUUCGAGCAAAAGAACAUAUUUCAGCUGGAAACGGACGAAGAGAAGCUGCUUCCGAAGGCGAAGGCGGCGUUGGCAAAGUACGGACAUCAGUUGGUGAUUGCGAAUAUGUUGUCGACGCGGAAGCACCGAGUGACUCUUGUGCAGAAAGACAAAUCCGACGGCGAGGAAAUCGUGCUGUACCCGGAGAGCGACGCCGAAAUCGAAGAGAUUAUUAUUGGUCGAGUCAAAGAGCUUCACAAUUCAUUUCGUUGUAAAUAG
Caenorhabditis sp. 36 PRJEB53466 is the source of this 1800-nucleotide messenger RNA. The record is from the annotation of a GenBank genome assembly. Lineage: Eukaryota; Metazoa; Nematoda; Chromadorea; Rhabditida; Rhabditidae.